Molecule: messenger RNA, 1111 nt
Organism: Engraulis encrasicolus (European anchovy)
Lineage: Eukaryota; Metazoa; Chordata; Actinopteri; Clupeiformes; Engraulidae
Product: microsomal glutathione S-transferase 1-like
Exons: 4
Coding region: 262-729 (155 amino acids)
Cellular component (GO): membrane; mitochondrion
Molecular function (GO): glutathione transferase activity
Source: RefSeq, a predicted model, not a curated record
CACCGCCAGCAUUUGCAUUACAAGAGGGGGUGUGCCUGUAAAAAACUAAACGCCGAGGGCACACUUUUCGCAUGUCUGUUGCAUUGCAUAACGCUGUGUUCCAAGUCUUACAGAGUCCAACAACUAACUCUGAAACUGUGACGUCCAAUCAUCGGUGUUCUUUGAAACUCUUGGUGGACAUUUACCAACUGGGAAUAGAUCACGAAUUAAUGUGCUAAUUCUUGUAAACGCGCAGCCCGUUGAGGACGAUCAAGUGAAAUCAUGGCUGAAGUUGUGCACAUGAUCGACAGUGAGGUAUUUUUGGCCUAUUCAACAUAUGCCACCAUUGUCACCCUUAAGAUGAUGCUGAUGUCUCCCUUCACUUCAUAUUUUCGUCUGACACGAAAGGCAUUUGCUAACAUGGAGGACACCAGUUUGGACAUGUCUGGAGAAGAUAAGAAGAAACUGGUCAGGGUGGACCCUGAUGUUGAACGUGUUAGGAGAUGCCACCAGAACGACCUGGAGAAUGUAAUCCCUUUUCUGGUGAUCGGCCUUCUCUACGCCCUCACCGGCCCUCCAGUCAGCUCCGCACUCCUGCACUUCCGGGUAUUUGUAGUGUCCCGCAUCUGUCACAGUGUGGCGUACCUGCUGCCACUGCCGCAGCCAAGCAGGGCCUUGUGCUUCGGUGUGGGUCUCAUGGCCACAGCCUCCAUGGCCUACCGGGUCCUCACCACGGCCCUCUACCUAUAGAGAUGAUGCCACCCACCACUUGUAUAGUCACCUGCCUUUGGGCAUUCACCAUUUCAGAACAUUACUUGUAAUUUGUGUUUGGAGUUUUGCAAUUAUUUCAAAACUAUUAAGCCUUUAACUGGUAGGAAUAUGCCACUCAAUAGAGCCUAUGGCACUGAAACAUUAGGAUGUACUUUUCAAGAUUAUACUUAAACAUUAGGCUACAGUUUUUAUUUUGUCCCAUUUCAUCUAUGACUUACACAAUGCCUUUUUAAAUCAUUGGCAUUUUCUGUUGUGGAUAUGAAGUGACCAGCACUGUACCAGCUGAACUCAAUUUCAAUGAAGUUUCAGAUUUUUUUAAAUAAAAAGAAUUGAAAAGUUAAUAAACAGAAUUUCGAUAUUA